This is a messenger RNA of Aethina tumida (small hive beetle), 2127 nucleotides long. RefSeq names its product E3 ubiquitin-protein ligase RNF168. Gene Ontology annotation, cellular component: site of double-strand break; nucleus. NCBI's taxonomy places the organism in Eukaryota, Metazoa, Arthropoda, Insecta, Coleoptera, Nitidulidae. The transcript has 3 exons. Gene Ontology annotation, molecular function: ubiquitin-protein transferase activity; nucleosome binding. The record is from RefSeq and is a predicted model, not a curated record. The coding region runs from base 93 to 1586 and encodes 497 amino acids. Gene Ontology annotation, biological process: double-strand break repair.
AAUCACUCAAUCAACAUCUUUCUUCUUCAGCACCUUGAAGAAGAAGAAGUAUUUCCGUGGUUGUCAACUUGCCUGUCAGAUGUAAAUAAAACAUGGCUCCUAGGCGAGGUAGAAACACGAAAAUAGUAAACAACCCAAAUUACAAUAAUUUAAGUAUUGACGAUGUACUAUGUCCAAUUUGUCGGAGUGUUUUGACCCAACCGGUGACUCUACCAUGCAACCACUGCUUCUGUUUUACGUGCUUCGAGGGCACGAUGCAAAAUGCGAAUCUCGCUUGUCCCUUGUGCCGAGUAAGAAUCGGAUCCUGGUAUCGAAUUGCGAAAAAAGAAAAGCGGUUAAUUAAUGCUCAACUGUGGGAUGUGGUGCGCGAGAAGUUUUCCAAACAACUAGAAAACAAAUCAAAAGGAAUCGACGUCGUAACGCCUCAAGAACUCAAAAUUCCAUUGGCUACACCCGGUGAAAUUAGGAGAGAAUAUGAAAUACAAAAGCAAAAAGAAGAUGAGGAAAUCAGAAAAGAAAGGGAGGCAGAGGAGAAGGCUAGUGAAGCAUUAAUUGCCAAAAUAACUAAGGAAGAAAAAGAAUAUGUAGAAACUGUCAAAGAAGAACAAAUGAAAAAACUAAAAAUUGAUGAGCAGAUUGCCAAGAAAUUAUCACAUGAAUGGAGUGUAACUCCGAGCAGAACUAACAAUACCUUGGAUCAGUUUAUUAAAAAAGGUGCUCAAAAGGCACAAAAUUUUGCCACGAAAGAAUACACAUGCAGAGUGUUGUGCUUGGAUAGAGAAACUAGUUUGAAUCAACCAUCCACCAGCAAAGGUUACUCUGGUUUACCAGUUGUACAAAAGAAGAUGCAACAGCUCCAAAAGAUUGCCACUAAUGUAGACAGUAGUGAUGGAAGUGACUGUAUUGAAUCAGAGUGUAGGUAUUUUAAACCCAUUGACUACAGACAUAAUCCUCCAUCAGAAGGCAAGUCUCCAAUCAAAGUUCCUACAAGGAGAGCUAGUACAUCUAAUGCUGCCAGAAUUGUAAGUCCAACAGGUUCCAUAGAUUUCCAGUCAAACUCAUUAGAAUCAGCAUUUGCUCGAAUUGCUAUCAUUUCAUCAUCAGUUACUAAGACUAACAAGAGGGAAAUUCCGUAUACUUGUACAGUAGUGGCGCCACAGAACAAGAAAAUUGUCCCAGAUUCUUCACCAGCAAAAAGGAAGUUGGUAGCUUCAUUGAAAACGGCACCGGCUAAGAAGAGAAGGGAAAGUAGUGGAGAUGCAAGACCUAAGAGGCAAUUAGGCAACAACAAAAUUUCAAAAGAUUCAGUUGAAAAUACUAGUCCGGAAAUAUGUGGAUUUGAUAACAGUGCCAUUAAGAUGAAAUCAAAAAAGAACAAUCUUACAAAUGCAUUUGAACAUGAUGAUUCCAAGCAGCUACAAGAGAAAGCAGACUAUGAGCUUGCUUUGAAACUUCAAGAGGAGUUUAACAGGAGUGUAAGACAGUAUUCUACAAGAAGUCAGAGGAGCCAAGUUCACAGUUCAAGGAGGUCUCACAAACAAAUUACUUUGGAUGAAAUUGUUUCAAAUGCUUUCAAGGUAAAAUAGAGUGAGUACUUAAUGAUUGAUUCAUUAAAUACAAGUUACAGUUGUAUAUUACAGCUUUUUGAAUAUUAUUAGAUUUUAGAUUUUUUAAUCUCACACUUGUAAAUUAUGUUAUAAAAUAACAGGUUUAAAUUUGUAUAACAUGUAUAUAUUCAAAUUAAAUAUUUUUAUAUUAUGAGCUAAUAUUAAUUUUCUUAAUUCUGAAAAGCCAAAGAAUAUUUUUGGAUCAUCUGUUCUUUAUAGUUUUAAGGACAAUCUAUAAACUCACACUCAUAGUAUAAAAUUAUAAAUGAAAGAGGCAAGAUCAUAUUAAUUUUGUAAUGCUACUAAUUUCUGGGAAAUUAAAAUAUUAUGUUACAUAUUCAAUCAUAGGUGAUAUACAUUUGUGAUUUUAUUAAUUCUAUAUUUGAAAUAAUGAAACUGUUGAUAUUCUGAUAUCAAAUGAUUUUUCCCUGACAGAAUUUAAAACAGUUUUUAUUCUGUGAGGAUGUGCUGUGUUAAAGCUACUGUAUAAGCUUCAAUAAAUAAAACAUAUUGUUAAUAA